Molecule: messenger RNA, 360 nt
Organism: Penicillium egyptiacum
Lineage: Eukaryota; Fungi; Ascomycota; Eurotiomycetes; Eurotiales; Aspergillaceae
Source: the annotation of a GenBank genome assembly
AUGUCCUACGACCUUCACGGAAAAUGGGACAUAGGUAAUGAGUGGCUUGAUCCUGUUCUCAACUCUUAUACCAAUCUGACCGAGAUAACCAAUGCCCUGGAUCUCAUCUGGCGUAAUGACGUCCCCUCCGAUAAGGUGGUUCUUGGAUUGGCAUUUUACGCUUGUGUUUUCUCCGCUGCAGACCCUGAUUGUAUGGAUCCCGGAUGCCCCUUCGUGUCCGGCGGUAAUCUAAGAACCUACAGUGAUGAAGUUGGCAUUUUGAUAAACUCCGAAAUCGUGGAUAUAAUGGACGAGCAAAAACUGUCAUCCAAACUCGACAAAGACGCUGCCGUCAAAAUUCUCAAGUUCAACACGAAUUAG